AUGGAGGUUUAUAUCACAGUGUGGCAAUUAGUACUGUUCUCUAUAAUAGCUUUAUCCGCCAAUUUUGAUUACGGAUUCUCCUCAACGUAUUUGAACAAUCCAGUUGAUCAGUUCAAAAUCUAUUUGAAUGAAUCUUGGCAUCGACGUGGACAUCAAAUGUACGAUUCAACUUAUAAUUGGAUAUGGAACCUAAUACUAAACAUCUGGUUCGUUGGCUUCUUUCUUGGGAUCUGGGCUAGUCCUUUAUUAAAUGACCGUUUCGGACGUCGAGUUGGCUAUAUUGUCGGUAAUGGAUUUGCUUUUGUUGGAUCAGUUUUAAGAUACUUGGGUAUUCUGUUAUAUCUUCCUGAAAUGCUUCUUGCUGGUCGAUUUCUCACCUCCAUAUGUAUAGCUAUCACAUACCAAUCGUGCAUUCUAUUUCUUCAGGAAUGCUCACCAACACAUUUACGAGGUUUUUUAUCAUUUUUAUCUGAAAUCUCAUUCGCUGUCAUGUGUCUGAUUGGAGCGAUGCUUGGAACAGAACAACUACUGGCGAAUCAUCUUCAGAUACUGCUUCUGGUGCCAGUACCACUAUGUUUCUUCUUCUUUGUUGUUCUGUUCUUCAUACAUGAGACUCCGAAGUUUCUUCUGAUUGUACGCAAAGAUCGAGAAAGAGCUGAGAAAUCAGUUUUAUUCUAUCACGGGGAGCAUGCGAAUGUUCGAAACAUCUUGAAUGAAAUAGUAUUGGAAUCAGAAAGCCAGGAGGAAGCUGAUAACAGUUGGUUAACUCUGAAGGAGAUCUUGACUACAAAACACCUGCGAGACGCAACAAUCUUGAGUUGUUGUGCUUUACAGAAUACAAUUGCUUUAUGGUCUCUAUUACUUUCAUCAACUUACUUUCUGAAACAGGCAAAUGUAAACUCGAACGUGGCUGCUUGGAGUAGUACGUCUAUGACGCUUGCUUAUGUAGUUGGCACAUUGAUCGGAUCAGCUCUAAUAGAGAAAGUUGGUAGACGAGGACUUCUGUUGUUCUUCAUAUUCUGCAAUAAUUUGUUCCUUGUUAUGUUUGUUAUCUGCUCGCAGCUGCAAGUGAAGAUUGGUUUUCUGAGAAAUGGAUGUCUGUUCUCCUUGAUUGCCUAUGGAUUUACAUAUGGCGCUGGUGUCGGACCUAUUUCGUGGUUCAUCUCUUCUGAACUGGUACCGCAGAAAUAUCGCAGCAUGACCCAAUCACUGUGCUAUGCGAUCAACACCAUAUUCGUUGUGAUAACGACGUUUUCUAUUCUGCCUUUAUAUAAUCUGAUAAGUUCUUACUCAUUCCUAGCCCUCUAUACAGUUCCGAACCUCUUCUGUUUGGUCCAUCUCUACCGGAAGCUACCCGAGACACGAGGACGAGAGAUUCACGACAUUGUUUCCGAGUUGAAAGGAAAAAUUUGA
Molecule: messenger RNA, 1413 nt
Organism: Auanema sp. JU1783
Lineage: Eukaryota; Metazoa; Nematoda; Chromadorea; Rhabditida; Rhabditidae
Source: the annotation of a GenBank genome assembly